Molecule: messenger RNA, 2579 nt
Organism: Blepharisma stoltei
Lineage: Eukaryota; Ciliophora; Heterotrichea; Heterotrichida; Blepharismidae
Source: the annotation of a GenBank genome assembly
AUGAAACAGUCAAGAAAACUCCAAGCAAGUUCAACUGCAGAUUUAUCUCCUGCAACCCUAAGAAAAUCCCCCGCAAAUAAAAUAGAAGUCCAGCGAGAACCAAGUCCUCCCCAUUCUCUUGAACAAGAAGAGUCUAAAGAAAAUUUUGACUUCUGGAUUCCUGACCAAGCCCUAGAAAUAGAAAAUCUAGUAGCUUCCAAGCAAAGAACAUUAGACUUAUUAAACCCCAAAACUGAGCAUUUAGACCAAGAUCUCCAGCUUCAGCUGGAAGCCAGAGACAAAUACAUAAACGAGCUCAACAAAUCAAUUUUAUCACUAAGAACCAGCCUAAAGCUUAAAGACGAAAAAAUGAAGCAAGCCAAAGAAUUAGCCUCAGAAACAAAAAGGCUUGAAGAAGAGCUCACUAAUGAGCGAAAAAUAAGGCUAAACGAAGAAAAAAAGUAUUAUGACUUAAAGCACGAUUUCGAAAAAGCCACUGAAGCUUGAAAAGAAGAAAAAGAGUCUCUUCAGCUUCUUCAAGAAGCAGUCACAGAAGAACUAGAAGGAUGCAGAGCUCAAGUCCUAAGUAAACAAAAUGAAGUAAAUUCAAUCAAAUCCGAUAUUAUUCACUCCCCCCCCUUUAAAUUGGAACUAAAAAUUUUGUUCCAAUUUAAAGGGGGGGUUAAUUUUUUUUUUUUAAAAAAAAUAUCAAUAUAAAAUUUUUUAUAAAAAAUAUAAAAAUUUAAAAAAAAAAAAUUUUCGAAUUAGAUCAAUAAAUUUGUUUAAUAAAACGCUAUUUACUCUUUAUCCUUUAAAACAAAGCAAGAUAUAACUAAAUUUUCAUUAUUAGUUAAUACGCCACUAUUAAUUGGUAUCAAAGUUAUUUACACAAAAAUUAUUAUGUUUAAUUGAUAAAAAAAAUUAAAAAAAAAAUUUUAGAAAAUUUAUGGAUCAAAGUGCUAAUUUUGUUUAAAUAAGAUAAUAUUAUAUACUCUAUUCUUUAAAAUAAAGCAAGAAAUAAGUAAAUUUUGAAAUUUUAUAAAGAAUUCCUAUUGAAUUUAUGUCAAAGCUAUUUAAAUAAAAAAUAUCAUUUUUAUCAAAAAAAAACAAAAAUGUUUUUUGAAAAUUUUUAAAAAAAACAAAAAAUUAAUUUGUUUUUAAAAUUUACAAUCAAGGAUAUAAAUUUAUUCAAAUAAGAUGCUCUUUAUACUUUUAUCUUUAAAAAAGAGCAAGAUAUAACUAAAUUUUUUAAUUUAGUUAAUAAGAAACAUUUAAUUUAUAUUAAAACUUUUUUUAGAUAAAAAUUAUAUAUAAUUUUUUAUUAUAAAAUUAAAUUUUGUUCCAAUUUAAAGGGGGGGAGUCAAAUAUCUAAAAUCGUUGAUCAAAUGACAACCCUUAAUAAAGAUCUACAUGAGAAAAUUGACAAAAUGAACGGAGAUAUGGAAGAGACAAAUAAAAGGUAUUAUGAAGCUAAAGUUAAAGCUGAUAACGUAGAGGAUUUUGAAAACACAAUUGCACAGUAUAUGUCAGAACAAACCAGGCUGCAAAAAAGCAAUGCGAAAUUGCUAAGCCAGCAAGAAGACAUGAAAAAUUAUUUGGAAAAUAUUGAAGACACUUUUAAUAAAAUUAAAUCAAUAGAAGACAAUAUUAAGCAGAAGGCACAGAGCUUGCCAGGAAUAAAAAGUGAACAAAUUGAAGAAGAAUUUCAGCAUAUUUCUGUUUUCCUUCAAAAUAUAGGAAAAAGUUUAAAUGAGGCAAAAUCGUCACUAAAACAAAAUAUGCCUAAAAGUUUCAGCAUAAGCGAUAAUGAAGAAUCUGUGAGAGAAAGAGUUGUGCAGCUUGAAGAGCAGCUGAAAAUCAUGAAUGAUAAUAUGAAAACUGCAUUAACUUCUCAAGGCCCACUCCUUAGCCAAAUCGAAGGACUGAAUAAUAUAUUGAAAAAAAUGAAAACUGAGUAUGACGAAAACACAGCCAAAAUCCGAAAACACGCUGAUAUAAUGAAAGAACAAAACGACUCAUUUAGAGAAAAACUGGAUUUAGCUAAACAAGAAAUAGAAAAAAAGGAAUCAGAGCUCCAAAAAACUCUUACUAAAUUAGCGAACACUAAUAACAGAGUUGAAACUUUGCUUAAAAGAGCAAGAGAACAGUCAGGAAAAGAAGACGAGCUUAAAAGAGAAAUUUCUCAGCUGCGCACAAAGCAAUCAAGCAUUGCCCUGGAUAAAAGAGGAAGCAAUGGAGCUAAUGCUCAAAGAGAAUUAAAAAUCAAGAAAACUAUUUAUCAGCUGCAUGCAUUAAGAGAAGAAAUUUAUAAAAAGGAUACAGAAGUCAUUGCAAGGCAAAAAGAAAUAGCUAAGUUAGAGGCUGAGCUGCAAAGUAAAAACGAAAAUAUGCAGAAGGCAUUUUCUAAAAUGAAAACUGUUGAAGCUGACAUUUUAAGUAAAGUCAGCAAGGAUUUAGAUGAAAAAGAUAAACAAAUUCAGCUGCUGAAAGAGAUGCUGAGAGGAGCUAGCUCAGAAGGAAGAGCGAAAGAAGGGAAAAUGAAAAAGAAAGCAGAAUCGUAUAGUAGCUAUCAGACUGAUUCAAGCAAGCGCCGGCUUUAA